Messenger RNA from Schistocerca cancellata (South American locust), 2566 nucleotides. RefSeq lists its product as uncharacterized. The transcript has 7 exons. NCBI's taxonomy places the organism in Eukaryota, Metazoa, Arthropoda, Insecta, Orthoptera, Acrididae. The coding region runs from base 568 to 1083 and encodes 171 amino acids. The record is from RefSeq and is a predicted model, not a curated record.
AUCGCAGAACCAGCAGAUGCAUUCAGAUUCAAUACUAGCGUGAAUCCGACAUGCGCUGGAGGGGGCACUCCAUGUUGUUGCUCGUUGGGACACCAGCUUACAGCAGAAUUUUACGUCUUCUUCAGAGAGUGUUACGAGGGCAUGUGCCUCGAUUAUGUCAUCACCGACCAGCUGAAAGAUCGACGUAGAUUGAAAGUUCUUCCAGUAACUGACUGCUAAGAGCUUGACCUAAGGCUUGUAUAAAUACUGAAACAAAUAUAUUUAGCCCAAAUGCUAAUACUUUAAACUGAAAGUUUAUUCCAUCAUAUAAAAAUGCUGAAUUCAUUUUUGUGAUCAGUACUGCUUUCCACAAAAGUGGUUUUGAUCUAGCGGAUUACACCUCACAUUCAACGAACAUUUGCAAUCUUUCCUCUAAACUGGUUAAGGUAGACUGAGGACUCGACUGUUUCAUGUUGCAAGACUCUACGUGCUCUUUCAUGUUUGAAAUAUCAGUUUGUACUGUAUGAAAAUGUGUAUUUCCAUCUGUGAAAUAAUGACAAAACUCAUUACAAGCAAUAUUGUGCACUCAUGAUGUACCUUCUCCUGAUGAAUGAUUGCCACCUUGAAAAAGCCAGAAUGGUUUCCACUAAGGAAAACUUGAAGGUUAGCCAACAAGAUACACACUACAAUGCAAGACUCGAGUCUUCUGUAGCAUCUGUUUCCCCAUCAACAUCACUUUCUUCACAACAGUCUAAAUGCAGUAACUAUAGCUAUGCUGCAAGUUUAUACAAAAGUGUUAUAAGUAACAGUAUUUUAUACAAUGACUCAAGAGGUCUGCAUGGUUCUUCUGAAUUACACAGUUCUGUAAAGAAGUUUGGUGAAACUAUGUGGCUUGAGUAUUUAAAUACUGCCAAUGAGUGGCAGAUUGAAGGAUUUGUUGAGAAGUACAAGAAAAUGAAAGACAGGGCAGCUCUUUUGAAAGGCAGUUUACAUAAGAAAGUGAUGACCUUUGAAAGGUGGUGGUGUGUUUUGACAGAUGAAUUUGAUCUCUGCAUUCAGGGAUCUGUGGAGAACAAGUCCUUUGAAGCCGAAAACUCACCUUAGAACAUGUGGGCCGCCCGCUGUGGCCGUGCGGUUCUAGGCGCUUCAGUACGGAACCACGCAGCUGCUAUGGUCGCAGGUUCGAAUCCUGCCUCAGGCAUGGAUGUGUGUGAUGUCCUUAGGUUAGUUAGGUUUAAGUAGUUCUAAGUAUAGGGGUCUGAUGACCUCAGAUGUCAAGUCCCAUAAUGCUUAGAGCCAUUUGAACCAUUUCUGAACAUGCAGUUAGCUGUUCAUUGUGAAGUAAAUUUGCAGAUUUGUUCCACAAAAUUGAACCAUUUAGUUACGUAAAAGGCUUCAGUAAGGUCACAAAAUAUACCAGCAGGAUUAUUUUGGUUGUUUUUAGUUCUGCUAGGUUUUCAUUCAUAAGGGUAUAUGGUGGCUGCUACAUGUGAAACUCAAAAGUAUUUAGCAAAUUUUGUUUGAGUUGAGGACUGAUUAUGGAUGAGGCUCAAGGUUAAUUGUAUCAACCUUUCACAAGAUUUUACUAAUCUGCUAGAAACACUAUCAUAGAAAAAUAUUGCUGCUUUUAGCAACUUGAUGGUAUUUUUAAUUCCCUUUGGUCUUGCAUAUUUGAUAUUAACGACGUUUGAUGAUGUAAAAAGUAUUGAAUUAUCAAUUUCAUGGCUGAAAUGCCACAAUUAUUAAAAUAUUUCUGGCUAUUAUUCUGUUGUUUUUUCUGAUUUCUUUGAUCACUUGUGGCAUAUAAGUUCUUGUAUUCCAUUUGGAACUAAUUAAAGAAUGGAAACUCCAGGUAGGAAUAUCAACAAUUUAGGAAAAGAUAGAUUGCUACUCACUGUAAAGGAGACACGUUAAGUUGCAGACAGGCAUAAUUAAUAUGCAAGUUAAUGUGUCUUCUUUAUGGUAAGUAGCAAUUUGUUUUUUUCUGCAGUGGUGAUAUUCAGCAUUAAUUGUUUGUAGAAUGCAAAGGUUACAAUAUUUACACUGUAACCAAAGGAGUAGGCAACCGUUUUCUUGAAACUGAAAGUGCUUUGCAAACAAACCACUUCUAUUACUUUUGGUUCUUCUUGGAACACUCAAACAGCUUAUUGUUAUUCAGUUUUCAACUCUUGUACCAAAGUCAUAAUAAAGUUUUAAAAUGAUGACACUACCACCAUCUGCCUGUGUGUGUGUGUUUUUUUUAAUUAUUUCCCAAAUUUAGGCUUUUGAGCCAUUACCAAAUGCAACUGGGAAAAAUAUUGGUACAUGUUAGCCAUUUCGGGCUGCCUGGUUUAUCUUUACAGGUCUCAAUGAAAUGUUUUGUUAGUGAUAUGUUUGUCAGACAUGCUUGACAUGUACUGAUCUCUUUCCCAGUUGCAAUUAAUAAUGGCACUAAAAAAGAAAUAAUAAAAAAGAACAUGUAGGCAAAUGGAGAUAGUGCUACUGUUAGUGUUACGUGUCAUUUAGAAUGGAAAAUGCCAAUGUACAUCUCUUAGGCUCUGCAAGAGAUGAAAAUAUCCAUGUGAAUAAAGAGAAAAGUUUUAAAUGA